UCUAGUAAUGCCUCAUGUCAGCAAUGAGCGAGGCAUGGAGACAAGAGAAUGCUCCCACCCUGGGAGCAGAGGAAAGUAUUCCUCUGCAGCAAAACGUUCGGAGACCUUGGCCCAAAACCAGGAAGAAUGUGACAGGUGCAGAUGCUGGACAUUGUAUCUGAUUUGAGCUGUAAUAACAGAUGUUUGGGUUUUGUCAAGCGCCAGCUUUUCCGGGUAGGAGAUGACUGGUAUUUUCUCUUCAUUCUUGGUGUGUUAAUGGCUCUCAUUAGUUUUGCUCUGGACUUCACAGUGGUCAAGCUUCUCAAAGCUCACCGAUGGCUCUACGAGCAGUUAGAGGACAGCAAUCUUCUGCAGUACAUUUCUUGGACUGUGUACCCUAUUGCAAUGACCACAUUCUCCACUGGCUUCUCUCAGUGUGUGUCACCACAGUCAGGAGGUUCAGGCAUUCCAGAACUGAAGACUAUUCUGACUGGAGUACUUCUGGAGGAGUAUCUGACUAUGAAAAACUUCGGAGCAAAGGUUGUCGGUUUGACAUGUUCCCUGGCAGCAGGAAGCACAAUAUUUUUAGGAAAAGUGGGUCCCUUUGUCCACAUCUCCAGCAUGAUUGCCACCUAUUUGGGAAGAAUUCGAACUACAGUCACCAGGGAUUAUGAGAAUAAGAACAAGCAGUAUGAGAUGCUGGUGGCGGCAGCAGCAGUUGGGGUCGCAAGUUGCUUUGGUGCACCUGUCAGUGGUGUCCUGUUCAGUGUGGAGGUGAUGUCAUCUCAUUUUGCAGUGCGUAACUAUUGGCGAGGCUUCUUUGCUGCCACAUGUGGCGCAUUCAUGUUCCGACUUCUUGCUGUGUUCAACAGUGAACAAGAAACAAUCAUUGCUCUUUUCAAGACAAAAUUCAAAGUUGACUUCCCAUUUGAUUUACCAGAAACGUUAAUCUUUAUCAUCCUUGGGAUCAUCUGUGGGAUGCUGAGCUGUGUCUACCUAUGCUGUCAGCGCAGGCUGGUAGGAUACAUCAGGAGAAAUGCUUUCAUCCUGAAACUCGUGGCAGCAGAGAAGGCAGUGUACUCUGGACUUGUAACCUUACUCUUGGCGUCCAUCACCUUCCCUGGCAGUCUGGGGCAGUUCAUGGCAUGCAGGCUCACUAUGAAGGAACUUCUCUCUUCACUCUUUGAUCACCGGUCCUGGGGUGUGCUUUCUCUAAAUGCAACACUUAACAUCCAAGCAAGGGUAGAUCCUGACAAUCUGUGGAUCGAAUGGUGCCACCCAUCCUUCACUUUUUUUGGCACACUCCUCUUCUUCUUAUUCAUGAAGUUUUGGAUGCUGAUUCUUGCGACCACAAUGCCAAUGCCAGCUGGAUAUUUCAUGCCGGUGCUUAUAUAUGGUGCUGUUAUAGGUCGUUUAGUAGGAGAGGUUAUGGCUCUUAUAUUUCCUAAUGGCAUCAAGUCAGAAGGAGUCUUGAACCCCAUAAUCCCUGGGGGAUAUGCCCUUGCAGGGGCAGCAGCAUUCUCCGGAGCUGUGACCCACACACUGUCCACAGCGCUGUUGGUAUUCGAACUCACAGGACAGAUGGCGCAUUUCCUCCCUGUUCUAUUAGCUGUACUUGUGGCAAAUGCCAUAGCACAGAAGUUCCAACCUUCCUUCUACGAUGGAACCAUAAUUGUGAAGAAGCUGCCAUAUUUACCCAAAAUACGGAGCAGUGACAUUGGCUCUUACAAUGUGACAGUGGAAGAGUUCAUGAACACCAAUAUCACAUGUUUGGACAAAAGUUUCAGCUACACCGAUAUCCUGCGGCUGGUGACCUCGUGUUCUGAUGAUGUAUAUCCUGUUGUAGAGAAUUCAGAAUCCAUGGUGCUCGUGGGAUCUGUUCAAAGGAGUGAGGUUGCCAAAUUCCUUCGGGUUCAAAGGGAAGAGAAAUGCUGCAAGGAAAACUUACAGCUGAAAGGAGUGGAUAUAACCCUUUGGGAAAAGUGCCACAUUGAUCCAGUAACAUUCCAGCUGUCGCCAAGCACAUCAUUACACCAGGCGCACAAACUCUUUGAUCUCCUUGUCCUUCAGCACAUGUUUGUUAGCUCCGCAGGGAAGGUGGUUGGGUUUGUAACCAGGAAUGAGCUAAAGAAAGUGAUUGAAGAUCUAGCCAAUGGCCGUAUCCCAGUCAAGAUGUAAAUAUUACAGAAGAGGACAGUUGUGCACCAUUUUACAUAACACAGUGACGUCUUACUCGGAUUUUCUGUUAGCGCGAUAUUUCACAUCACACGCUCCUGCAGCAAUACCAGCGAACACACUAAGGUUUGAGUGCCCACGCAAUGCACUCAAGAUGUGCCUCCUACAAUCCAAAAUGUUUCACAAAAGCUAAAAUUCCUGCUUUGAGUUCCUCUUUAUUUUGAGCUAUAGAACUUACCCUAUAUAUAUAAAAAAAAGUGAUAAAGAGAUGGGUUACAGAAUCAGAUUCCAGCUUGGGGAAACUAUUAGAACUGAAUUGUAAUGUUAAAUCUUGUAUUGACUCCUCAGAAGGAUCUGCUAUCUAAAGGAAGGGGCACCUUGGAGUGACUCUUCUGAAAAAUCCAUUGUAUACUGGGAACAGUCAAGAAAUAUUCAAGAAACUAUAUUCUAGACUGGCCCAAGCAAUGUUUUGCCCAGGGGUACACAUGCUCUUAUGUCGGAGGAUGAAAUAACAAGAAAUCCAGAGGGGUUUAUAUGUCAGUGCAAAGACAUCACCACUUAUAUUUGAGUGUGAGGCACCAUAACAAGAGGAUAAACCCUUCAGAGUGCCAUCUCAUAUAUAUAAUGUUUCACCCAAAGCUUGUUAAAUAUGAUACAAUACAAUGUAAGACACAAAAGCUUUAAUACCCUUCCCUUGUAUUCAGGCCAGGAGCAUCUUCUAUUAUUGGUGCUGUAUAACUCUCAAUCCAAUAUGAGAGGGUAGAGGUGGAGAGGGAAUGGUCUUUGACUUGAAAACUUUAAGAAAAAUAAUCAUUUGGCAGUUUUCCUUUAGGCUGUGUUUCCCAGAGACUGGCUGGGAUGCUAUUUCCACAUAAUCAUUACAAAUGUCAAUGAAGCUCAAACCCUUCCAAAUGGUGCUCAUUGCCACCAGUGGACAGUGCUGGCCUUUGGCCUUACUCCACAACAAGGGGUUGUACCAUGUGCAUGGCUGUGGAUAUUUAGAUAUUGCACUUCCAUGUUUCAAAAAUUUAUCAGCUGCUUUUUAAAAAAUGUUUUCCAACCCAAACUCCCCUCUUCCUGUUGUGUUCACAUCUGAGAUUGUUUGCAGAAUUUUAGAACACAUUCUAUAAUAAUCUAAGAAAUAAAAUAAUACAGUUAAA
Molecule: messenger RNA, 3314 nt
Organism: Carcharodon carcharias (great white shark)
Lineage: Eukaryota; Metazoa; Chordata; Chondrichthyes; Lamniformes; Lamnidae
Gene: clcnk
Product: chloride channel K
Exons: 20
Coding region: 142-2157 (671 amino acids)
Biological process (GO): transmembrane transport; chloride transport
Cellular component (GO): membrane
Molecular function (GO): voltage-gated chloride channel activity
Source: RefSeq, a predicted model, not a curated record